AUCUCGAAGCGAGCGGUACGCAGGCGCGCAGUCGCACACCCGUCAGAUACUCAGAUACCCAGCUACUCAGAGGAAGAUACAGCACCCGUUCAGUGCCGAUUCAGAUACAGUGCGACAAUCUAAACACGCGUUCGAACGCCACAAAUCGAAACGCGGCAACCAGGAGUGAAAAGCCAUAGACAGCGAAACACAUAAAGCGGAGGCAUAAAAAUUCCUCACAUCGUUCGGUGCGCAGCGACGACGAUCGAACGCGGACAAAAAGCCUAAAAUAAAGUCGAGUAGAAUAAAAUAAAAUAAAAUAAAACAAAGCAAGGCGAAGGUGCCCCGAGUGUUGGAGUGGCCGAGGUGCGAGGCAAGAAAUUAAAUUGAUAAAGCCUAAAAAGCGGAGCCUAGGACUUUGUCUGCUCCCCGGGCCCAAACUCACACAAACUUGUCGCGUUCUUGAGCUGCGCGGGCAAUUAUCGGGGCGAAUCGGGAGACCAGGAAGGCUGGGAAUCUGGGAAUUCGAGUGCAAGCCCCCUGCCAGAGGGCCAGAGUGUGUGUGUCCCGUGUACAUAGCGCAUAUAGUGUGUAUAUAGCCGGUGUGGCAAAUAGCUCAGAGCCACGAAAUUGCUUUUAUCGGCGCACCGAAAUCGCCAGGCUGCACAAAUCCAGAAAUUAAAAACAAAAAGAGAAACUGCUCGGCUGAAGGGCAGCCGGCCAGCCCAGCCAGCCCGCAAAAUAUUAACCCGCCGGGCUUACAACGCCAGCAAACAAACAAACAAACGGCCAGCGAAAAUGUAUAAUAAAAAAUUACAGCAAGUGAUCGUGCAGAAAAUAGAUCGAUAAACCCAAACCCAAACCCCAAACCGAACUCAAACCCGAAAAAGCGAAAAAAGCGAAAAAAGCGACGCGGUCCAGCGGAGAGUAUAAAAAUAAAUAAACGAGCGACGAUCAGCGAGCGAUCAAGGAGCCCGAGCAGGAGGAGCACGUCUCUGGGUUUUUGUUUCAAUUUCAAUUGUGGAAAUCGUAGAGGAAAAAUUCGAACCGGUCUCCGACGAGGAGCCAGUCAGCCAGCCCCCGAGAACCACCGAUAUUUAUUAAACAAAGACAGAAAUUAAUUUCACGAUUUUGUAAGGCCCCCUGACAUCCCCCCCAAUUGGAAAUCGCCCGCCCUCCAUGAGCGGCUUGAACUUUGAGCCUGAGGUCUGGGCUGCAACAGGGAACUAGGGAUCGGGAUCUUCGGCUCGCCGGCAAAAUGUACGACAUCAAGCGCCUGGAAGCGGGACAACAGAAACUUCAGCAAGCACAGCAAAUAGUGGGCCUUGACCUGAGCGGCGGCCAUCCCCAGCAGCCGCAACUCACCUGCAGCGUGAUCGCAGCGCCCGCGAACCGGGCUAAUCCCAACGCCGUCCCCAACGCCAGUCCUAAUCCCAGCGAGGCCACCCACAUGACUUUGCUGACGCUGCGCCGGCGCCGUUCGCUGCAGCGACGCGCCUGCCUCCUGAGCAUCCUGGCCGCCUUCGUCUUCGGCAUGGCGCUGGGCGUGGUCGUGCCCAUGUUCGGCCUGCCCCGCCACCUGGACUCCCACUCCGACGCCGACGCCGACUCCCCGCCAGAGCUGAUGCAGAUGGUCGCCGUGGAGCCGCUGAGCAGCUACCGCGUGGAGUUCAUCAAGGAGGCGAACGCCGAGCUGAGUGCCGAGCAGGUGUUCCGCAACGCCUUCCAUCUGGAGCAGGACAAGGAUGCCCCGGACUCGAUGGUGGUGAAGAAGCUGGACACCGACGACGGCACCAUUAAGGAGUUUCAUGUCCAGCGCACGGCCAGCGGAAGGUACCGCAAGGGUCCGGAGAGGCGGCUGUCCAAGAAGGUCGCAGAGAGAUUGGUUACCUCACAGGAGACAGUGUCGCCGUCUCCAAGUGCCGCCAGCCAGCACCAGGCGGGCCUCAUCGAAGACGACGUCUUCUGGGGACCCACUGUGGAGCGCGCUCUGCCCAAGGGAUUCGCCUCGCAGGACCAGCUCGCCUGGGAGCGCUUCGUGGGCGAGCAGGGUCGAGUGGUGCGCCUGGAGCAGGGCUGCGGCCGGAUGCAGAACCGCCUGGUGGUCUUUGCGGACGGAACCAGGGCCUGUGCCCGCUACCGCCAGAACACGGAUCAGAUCCAGGGCGAGAUCUUCAGCUACUACCUGGGCCAACUGCUGAACAUAACCAACCUGGCGCCCAGUGCCGCCACCGUGGUGGACACCAGCACACCCAGUUGGGCCGCCGCCCUGGGCGACAUCACGCAGGCCCAGUGGAAGGAGCGCCGACCGGUGGUGCUGACCCGCUGGCUGGCCGACCUGGAGCCGGCCGGGAUUCCGCAGCCCUUCCAGCCCCUGGAGCGGCACCUCAACAAGCACGACGUCUGGAACCUGACGCGGCACAUGCAACCCGAAGGGCAGGCUCAGGCGCAGGCGCAGACGCAGGGAUUACUCAAGCGGUUGGGGGCUGCCAGCUCGCCCGGCUCCGCUCAUCAAUCAAACGCGAUUGAGGAGACAGGAACAGGAACGGCAACGGCCACGGCAACAGGAACGGCGAUGGCCAGCGGAGCGCUGGUGCAGCGACUAAUUGAAUUGGCACAAUGGUCCGAUUUAAUCGUCUUCGAUUACCUGAUCGCGAACCUCGAUCGCGUGGUUAAUAACCUGUACAACUUCCAAUGGAACGCCGACAUCAUGGCCGCGCCGGCGCACAACCUCGCCCGCCAGUCCGCCUCGCAGCUGCUCGUCUUCCUGGACAACGAGAGCGGCCUGCUGCACGGCUACCGGCUGCUGAAGAAGUACGAGGCGUACCACAGCCUGCUGCUGGACAAUCUGUGCGUCUUCCGGCGGCCCACGAUCGAGGCACUGCGUCGCCUGCGGGCGGCGGGAGCGGGUCGGCGGCUGCGCGACCUCUUCGAGCGGACGACGAGCGCCGGGGUGCGGGACGUGCUGCCGUCGCUGCCGGACAAGUCGGUGAAGAUCCUGGAGGAGCGCAUCGACCGGGUGCUGGGUCAGGUGCAGAAGUGCCAGGGCAGCUAGUGAAUCUAGCCAUCCUGCCCCUCCCAACUCGACUGAUAAGCUGUAAAUACCGGAGCAGCAGUGGGUGCAUCCUCAUCUGGAUCGGGAUGGCAGUAGUCAAGGGGUCAGUGGCCUAGGCGGACCUUUAUCAAGGGAACGGGGGGUCUUAGAACAAUGUUAUCUUACAAUCUCUGUAACCCACUAAAUUAGAGUCUUUGAACACGUAUUCUUAAGGAGCUGUCUGCCCCAGCCACUGGCCCAAAGGAGAUCCGAGUAUUAAGGGGUGAUCCACCAAAAUACCUAACUUGUAAAUGCCAGACUCUAUCCACGAGUAUUAAGCUUACCUAUCCGUAAAUGUAUCUGUAUAAACUAAGCCUAGCUAGCGUUAACAAUGUGUGUGAUAUUUGUCUAAGGAACCAGCCUAAGUAGAUUUCAUUUACCUUUACAACCAAUAAACCACAAAUAUAUACCGAACAAAA
Drosophila biarmipes is the source of this 3492-nucleotide messenger RNA. RefSeq names its product extracellular serine/threonine protein kinase four-jointed (gene fj). Gene Ontology annotation, biological process: cell-cell signaling. The transcript has a single exon. The record is from RefSeq and is a predicted model, not a curated record. Lineage: Eukaryota; Metazoa; Arthropoda; Insecta; Diptera; Drosophilidae. Bases 1238 to 3034 code for a protein of 598 amino acids.